Sorex fumeus (smoky shrew) is the source of this 456-nucleotide messenger RNA. RefSeq names its product putative tripartite motif-containing protein 61. The record is from RefSeq and is a predicted model, not a curated record. The transcript has a single exon. Bases 1 to 456 code for a protein of 151 amino acids. NCBI's taxonomy places the organism in Eukaryota, Metazoa, Chordata, Mammalia, Eulipotyphla, Soricidae.
AUGUCUAGAACAAUAGCAUUUGAAGCCGCCCUGGCUGAACUCCAUGCAGAGGCCUGCUGCCCCCUCUGCAUGGAUUACUUCAGAGAUCCGGUGACUCUUGACUGUGGGCACAACUUCUGUGACUCCUGCAUCCGCCAGCGCUGGGAAGAUUUAGAGGAUGUCUUCCCCUGUCCUAUCUGCCUCCACCACUGUCGUGGCAGGAAACUCAGGAAGAACUACCAAUUGUGUAACAUCAUUGACAGCAUUAAGCAGGUCCCCAUCAGAAACACUAGGCAGAAUUGGCAGGAAGAACAGCUGUGUGAGAAACACAAUGAGAUCCCGGAUUUGUUCUGUGAGGAGGACCUGGAGCCAGAGGAGGACCUGGAGCCGGUGGAGGACCUUGAUCACCACCUGAUCCCCACUGAGAGAGCUGCAGUGAGUCAAGAAAGAAGCUCCGAAGAUGCACAAAGAUUGUGA